AUGGACCUGCUGGAGAAGAAAACGCUCAAGGUCACACGGGGCUUCACCUAUACCUACUACACCAGCCCCGCAAAGGAUGGUCGCCCUACAUUGCUCUUGAUCCAUGGUUUCCCAGACGCCCCUGAUACCUAUGAGGACGCGAUCCGAGACUAUUUGCUCCCCAAUGGGUACGGUGUGAUUGCUGUAGACUGCUUGGGCUACAAUGGCACCUCCAAGCCCACGGACAAGGAGUCGUACAAUAUGCAGCUGAUGACCCAAGACCUCAAGGAGAUCGUGGACAAGGAGGGUCUCGACAAGGUCAUUUCCGUCGGUCAUGACUGGGGCGCCGCCGUCGCACAACGCUUCUACAAUUUCCACCCUGACCGUGUGUGCGGCCUCAUUCUUCUGAACGUGGCCUAUAUGCCUCCGUCACCGGAACCAUUCAAUCUCGACAACGUCCUCGAACUGACCAAGAGUAUCUUCGGCUACGGCACCCACUGGUACUGGAAGCUCUUCACGGCCGACGACGGUGCACAGGUCCUGGACGGGCACCUGGACGCCAUGUGGGACGUCGCACACGGCGAGCCCGAGACCUGGCUCGAGACGCUGUGUUACCCCGAUGGGUUGAGAAACUUUGUUCUGGCCGACAAGAGACAGCCCACGAUGGCCUACGCGACCGAGGAGCGCAAGCAGAAGUGGAUCGCCUCCAUGAAGGAAGGAGGCUUCGACGCCCCGCUCAAUUACUACCGAGCCAUGGUGUUUGGCGUGCAGCACAAAGCUGAGGCCAACAUCCCCAAGGAGAACAUCCCCGUCAAGUGCCCGUUUUUGUUCUGGGGUGGCAAGAGGGACAUGGUCUGCAGGCCUGAGUUGCUCCAGGGGAGUCUGGAUGCCGGUUUGAUCCCAGACAGCACGCAGGUCGUGGUUGAUUCGGGCCAUUGGGCUCAUUUGGACAAGCCCAAGGAGUUUGGCGAGGCGCUGGUGGGCUGGCUGAAGGCGAAGUUCUGA
Molecule: messenger RNA, 984 nt
Organism: Fonsecaea nubica
Lineage: Eukaryota; Fungi; Ascomycota; Eurotiomycetes; Chaetothyriales; Herpotrichiellaceae
Exons: 2
Coding region: 1-984 (327 amino acids)
Molecular function (GO): catalytic activity
Source: RefSeq, a predicted model, not a curated record